AUAUAGCUGCAACAGUAGACCCUAAAUUAGUCAAAGUAGUUAGAUAAUUUAAGAAUAUGCUUGGUGGCGGGAAUAUAUUGCAUGUGCUUGAGCUUGUGCCAGUAGAUUGUUUGUUUUGUCCAGGGUUCCGUGUUUGCUGGGUGGAAACGGUGACUUAGAACAUGCAUGCCUUGAGACCACUAAUUCAAACUUCCACAAAGGACUCCUCUUGUUUCUACGGAACCAACUUAUUGAAUGAUAAUUGCGUAAAUUCAUAUCUGAGACUGAUAGAAAGGAGAAGCCACUACUAUGAUUCGUAUCCCAUGGUAUAUGCUUUUGACUCUUACUUCUUUCCUGCCUGGAAACGGGGGAACUAUGAAAAAGUAAGGAAGUGGACCAAGGGAACGAAUAUCUUCUCUAGAGAUCUGUUGAUAUUUCCUAUACAUGCACCCGACAUCGGAGAGUCCGGCCACUGGUCGGUGAUCAUAGUUUGGACCAAAACACAUCAUAUUACGACGUACGAUUCUCUAGGCCUAAACUAUCCGUGGCAUGCUACAGUUGUGAUGGCAUUUUUACAGGAGGAGGCCAAGGCAAAGAAGGUAGAACUUGAUCCGGUGGAGUGGCUAAUCUGUGGGACACCCGCGGAUACCCCUCGACAAACAAACAAGUGGGACUGUGGUAUAUUCGUCUGUGCUUUCGCUGAAAUCAUCGCACGUAAGGAAAAGCUCACAUCAGUCCAGAUAUGUCCUAAGGAGUUGCGCAAACAGAUGUGUGCGGCAAUCAGGAGAGGGAAAAUUGAAAGUGAAGAUUUCCGGCUACUGGAACCACCCAUCACCGAUCGAAUCCGAUUCACCCCGAUGACGACACCAUUGGUGAAGAUACGCACAUUCAUCCACAAUGGGUCCAAGCUCGAGGUGGUGAUUCCCAGUGACCCAGUAUUAGAGGACAUCAAUAAGGAGCUGAACCGCAUGUCAAGAUCCAAGCGUAUGAUCCCGGAAUUCAGUAAACCCCGUAAAACAUCCAGGGAAGAUCUUCCCAACACCCUUCCUUACACCGAGAGACCACCUACGGAUCCACCAAAGGAGGAUCACCCCAAAGAUUCCGAUGAUUGUUUGUUGCUGACGACUUCCGACGUCGAGAUGGAUGAUGAAACCAACGAGGAGGUUGAAAGUGCGAGGGAACCUCCUACAACAGCCAUGAAUGCACCGGCCGUAGAGGGAAAGCAGAAGAUAGUUAUCAAUCCACAUACCUCGCUCCAGAAGGGGAACAGAUACCGACCCAAAAGAGUGAAAGUGUGGAUGCCUGAUGGAUCCUUCCAACGGAUGAAUGUGAACCGAGCCAAGGCAUAUCUUUCACGGGGUCAGCGAUAUUGACAUG
Macrosteles quadrilineatus (aster leafhopper) is the source of this 1356-nucleotide messenger RNA. RefSeq lists its product as uncharacterized. The transcript has a single exon. Lineage: Eukaryota; Metazoa; Arthropoda; Insecta; Hemiptera; Cicadellidae. Gene Ontology annotation, biological process: protein desumoylation. Gene Ontology annotation, molecular function: deSUMOylase activity. Gene Ontology annotation, cellular component: nucleus. The coding region runs from base 162 to 1352 and encodes 396 amino acids. The record is from RefSeq and is a predicted model, not a curated record.